This is a messenger RNA of Kwoniella mangroviensis CBS 8507, 618 nucleotides long. RefSeq lists its product as uncharacterized. The record is from RefSeq and is a predicted model, not a curated record. Bases 1 to 618 code for a protein of 205 amino acids. The transcript has 3 exons. Lineage: Eukaryota; Fungi; Basidiomycota; Tremellomycetes; Tremellales; Cryptococcaceae.
AUGUCAGGACCAUUAGGUAGUCUACCAGGUAUGACCUAUGACCCAAUCAGAAAUCGAUAUUUUCCUACUCCCAAGGGACCUAUACCGACCCCUACUGAGCAAGAUACCAGGCCAUUACCUCCUCCUAGAUCACAAGCAGGUCCAUCAAGUAGACAUCAACCACAGUGGAGAAAUCCUUCUCCAAAUUCGAUCUCACAGAGGAACGAAUCGAUCGAUCCGAGGAGCAAUGCCAGAUCAAGGUCGCAAGAUACCAGACGGUCUGCUCAACCUGAAUAUCAACCUCAAGCUCAACGCUCACAGCUAAGGAGGGAUGAACAAAUGCGAAAUAUUGAAUCCCUUACUCUACCCCAGCCGGACUGUUUCACCCAUGCUUCGAAACGAGCUAGAAGCGUGUCUGUAUCGCAUGAUCUGAUGGAUAAGAGUAAAUUGAAUAGAAUGGGGAAGUUGAGGAAAAAUAGAUUUGGAGUUAGGUAUGGAGGAAGUGGAGAGAAGACCGAUAGGAAUUUGAGCUUACAAAAUCAAAUACUUAGUAAUCUGGAAUUGGACGUCGAACAUCAUGCUUGUGGAUGUCAUGGGGAGAUCAUAACGUCUUAUAAGACAUUUGGCGAUGAGGCUUAA